UGUCGCGCUCGACCAGUGUAUCAGUCCAUGCAGUACACAUCGCCAUGCCGCCACGAUUACAGCUACUGCGCCGCGCAGUAGUGUCACUACCAACACAGCCAACUUACCAGCCGAUCGCGCCUUUCCUAUACCCCUUCCUCGGUCAACAGCGCAACGCCUCGAUUCUAUCCUCCUUGUCCGACACAAAAGGUUCCUACAACAAGCGCAUCAGACGAGGUCGAGGACCGGCCAGCGGCAAGGGAAAGACAUCUGGGCGUGGUCACAAGGGUCAGAAGCAGCACGGAAAAGUUCCUGCUGGUUUCAAUGGUGGACAGACGCCAGAUUGGGUGGUAGCUGGGAAGCGAGGAUUCAAGAAUGCCUUCUCUGUGGACAUGACCAAGGUCAAUCUCAAUCGCAUCCAAGACUGGAUCAAUCAAGGCCGACUCGAUCCUUCGCAACCAAUCACUCUCAAAGAGCUCAACGAGUCGCGAUGUGUACACGGCGUCAAGGACGGCGUGAAACUGCUCGCUCGCGGCAAGGAUGAGCUCACUACUCCAAUCAACAUCAUUGUGUCGCGAGCCAGCGCAGAAGCCAUCAAUACUGUCGAGAAGCUUGGAGGCACAGUCACGACGCGAUACUACACGAACUUCGCCAUCAAGAAGAUUAUGCAAGGAUAUAUGGACCCUAUUCACAGCCUGCAAUCGCGAAUCAACGUUGCAAGCUCGGACAAGGGCGUGGAAGAGCUGGACGCAGAUCAAGUGGCUGAUGCUCUCACGGACGACACGGAGCGAUACCCAUUCCGAUUGCCAGAUCCCACGAGCAGAAAGCAUCUCGAAUACUACAGAGAUUCUGCUCAUAGAGGUUACUUGAGUCAUAUGGUCGCCGAGGGACAAGGGCCAAGUUUGUUCUUCAAGACACCUGGUUCUGCUGGCAGGAUUGGAGAGAGGAAGAAGAAGCUUGUAAAUAAGGCUGCGACGAGCAAAGGCGCGGACAACAGGUUGUGGUAAUCCGCUGAACAAGUAAUUAUCGUAUGAUGACUAUACACAGCUGAAGCUGUCUUUUCUGCAACUCCAGAAUCUAUGCCACAUCGCAAUGCUCAAGUAAAUGGCUACUGUACAUGCUAGACGGCGGUGAUCUGUUGGCCCGAGGCACUUGGUCGCCGGAUUGAGGCUUUCACUUGCGGCCCUCCUGAAAACGGAUCACUGGCCUAGAUCAUGAUA
Molecule: messenger RNA, 1199 nt
Organism: Cercospora beticola
Lineage: Eukaryota; Fungi; Ascomycota; Dothideomycetes; Mycosphaerellales; Mycosphaerellaceae
Gene: MRPL10
Product: mitochondrial 54S ribosomal protein uL15m
Biological process (GO): translation
Cellular component (GO): mitochondrial large ribosomal subunit
Molecular function (GO): structural constituent of ribosome
Source: RefSeq, a predicted model, not a curated record